Molecule: messenger RNA, 1968 nt
Organism: Vicia villosa (hairy vetch)
Lineage: Eukaryota; Viridiplantae; Streptophyta; Magnoliopsida; Fabales; Fabaceae
Product: phospholipase A1-Igamma3, chloroplastic-like
Exons: 2
Coding region: 143-1720 (525 amino acids)
Biological process (GO): lipid metabolic process
Molecular function (GO): glycerophospholipase activity
Source: RefSeq, a predicted model, not a curated record
CUAGUUCAUUUGAUAACUCUCUAGGGUGCGUGUUCCAUAUCACAAUAUCUAUGUCACUAUCUUUCCAUGUGCAAACUCCAUUAACAUUUUGAUAAUAUUAUACUUCAUUUCCAUUUGUAUCUUUCUUCAUUUCAUUGCUCGCAUGGCUUCAGUUGUACCCAUUCUCCAUAAUCUCCUCAACCAAAAUUCAAACCUCCCAUCUCUCUCCCAUUCUCAACAACCUCUUUUCUCAAGAUCCACCAACCUCAAAUCCAAAUUCCUCAUCCUUUCAAAAAAACCUAAUAAUCCACCAAUAUUGCUUCUCAAAUGUUCGUCUUCAUCUUCCAUGCUAAACAAACUAGAAGAAGAAGACAAAGAAGAAGCCGAAGACGAUGAAGAAGAAGAAGAAUUAUCUCCACCACCUCCACCUCCACCUCCGCCACCUCCUCGGUUGUGCGAUGUAUGGGAAGAAAUCCAAGGUAAGAACAACUGGGAAGGUUUGAUAGAUCCAAUGGAUCCUAUUCUCCGGAAAGAAAUCACUCGCUACGGAGAGUUUGCUCAAGCAUGCUACGAUUCAUUCGACUUUGAUCCACACUCAAAAUACUGUGGAACCUGCAAGUAUCAUCCUUCGCAUUUCUUCGAUAAACUCGACAUGGCUGAGAGUAGUGGAUACACCAUAACACGGUAUCUUUAUGCAACUUCAAACAUUAACCUUCCUAACUUUUUCCAGAAAUCUAAGAUCUCUUCUGUAUGGAGUACACAUGCUAACUGGAUGGGAUACAUCGCCGUUGCCACCGAUGAAGAAGAAAUUAAACGGUUAGGACGCCGGGACAUAGUUAUUGCAUGGAGGGGCACAGUGACAUACAUAGAAUGGAUAUACGACCUAAAAGACAUUCUCCACGAAGCAAAUUUCAGAAACGACCCAUCAAUCAAAGUAGAAUUAGGCUUCUAUGACUUAUACACUAAAAAAGAAGACUCAUGCAGCUACUGUACAUUCUCAGCUCGAGAACAAGUCCUCUCAGAAGUAAAACGCCUCGUACAAUACUACGAAGACGAAAAACUCAGCAUCACAAUCACAGGCCACAGUCUCGGCGCCGCAUUAGCCAUACUCAGCGCUUACGACAUCGCUGAACUAAAACUAAAUGUCAUCGACGACAACAUCAUCCCUGUAACCGUUUACUCAUUCGCAGGCCCUAGGGUUGGGAAUUUGCAUUUCAAAGAAAGGUGCGAUGAACUCGGUGUUAAAGUUUUAAGAAUAUUAAACGUGCAUGACAAGGUUCCAACCGUGCCGGGGAUAAUAACCAAUGAGAAAUUUCAGUUUCAGAAGUAUAUAGAAGAUGCUUUGUCUUUUCCUUGGAGUUAUGCACAUGUUGGGACUGAGAUUGCUUUGGAUCAUAGAGAGAGUCCUUUUUUGAAGCAGAAUGGUGAUCUGGGUUGUGCACAUAAUUUAGAGGUACUUUUGCAUUUAAUAGAUGGGUAUCAUGGGAAAAAGAAAAAAUUUGAGUUGGUUUCGAAGAGAGAUAUUGCGUUGGUGAAUAAGAGUUGUGAUUUUCUGCGGAGUGAGUAUGGUGUACCGCCGCAUUGGAGACAAGAUGAGAAUAAAGGGAUGGUGAGAAGCGAUGGGCGGUGGGUUUUGCCGGAACGGCCUCAGUUGGAAGCUCAUCCGCCGGAUACUGCACAUCUUCUAAAGUUAGUGCUUAAUUAUCACAUUCACGUUAAUGGUAAGUUUCAAUCAUCAUGAACCAUAUGAUAUUGUUUCUAAUAGGGGAAAAAGAAAGGAUGGAAAUAAUAUGUAUAAAUAGUGUAUAAGAUGUGGUGUUGGCUAAUUGAUGAGGUUAUAUAAGAUGACAAAUGAAUGUGUUUGUAUUUAAGGUUGUCAGUUUAGAUUUGAAAUAAUUGUGAUAAAAGUUGGAAGAAUCCAAACAUACCUACUAAGAAGGUUGGAGAUGCUAAUAAAACAAAAAUAAGAUAAUAAUUUUCUUGAAAUAA